Funneliformis mosseae is the source of this 559-nucleotide messenger RNA. Lineage: Eukaryota; Fungi; Glomeromycota; Glomeromycetes; Glomerales; Glomeraceae. The record is from the annotation of a GenBank genome assembly.
AUGAGUAACUCUACUUUCCCUACUUUUAAUGCCCUAUCCUCGUCUCAAACGGAGAUGGACAGUGAACGAGAUUUGCAGAGAAAUCUAUUUAAUGGCUUAAAAAUGCGGAGAACUGGGUCUCUACAAUACGUUUUUCUGUCAUUUCAGAAUCAACAACGCAAUCCACCCCGUAGGUCACGAUCAACGCCCAAUUUCAGUGGUAAGAAUGCUCAGGUCUAUGAUAAUAACGAUAAAUACGCCAAAGAUAUUUUUACGCAAACACUUGGAACAGAUUGCAAAUUGGAUAAACAUCUUACAACCCAUAGACCAAAAGGACAUAGGAUCGAUCUGGCCAAUUUCCCUCUACAUAUCCUUCCUCGAAAUCAGAAUCAGGAAGUGAUGUCAAGAAAAGAGCGUUGGGAUCAUGGUAAUUGUUCAGAAAUGAACACGUGGACUCAUCUAAGUCAAGAUGUCCUGUGUCAACUUUUUAAUCAAUUGAAAGACGAACUUCAUGACUUUACGGAAAAGGAUCAGCGGCUUCUUGAUGUAAGCCUUAGAGGACAUCUUGCUAAAACCUUUG